Molecule: messenger RNA, 2325 nt
Organism: Erinaceus europaeus (western European hedgehog)
Lineage: Eukaryota; Metazoa; Chordata; Mammalia; Eulipotyphla; Erinaceidae
Gene: GGN
Product: gametogenetin
Exons: 3
Coding region: 250-2265 (671 amino acids)
Biological process (GO): double-strand break repair; gamete generation
Molecular function (GO): ubiquitin protein ligase binding
Source: RefSeq, a predicted model, not a curated record
CUCAGUGCGGACCCAGGUUCGCGCCCCGCGGGCCUCCAGCUGGCAGACAGUAGGGCGGGGACUCGAGCCCGGGGGCGGGGCCUGGAUCUCGGGGUCCGCCUUCGCUGUCUCGCCCACUUGCCUUCACCCGCACCCUCGUUCUUUUCGGUUAUUUUCUGCGGGCGGCCGUUCCCCGCCCUGCUCUGGGCCCCGGGGGCCGCGGUCCGAACUCUGGUCUGCGGGAGGAGUCGCCCCCGGCCUCCUUGAGAAAUGGGGAACGUGCAGUCGGAGCCGUCCGCAGGCGGGGGCUCCCGGAAAGAGCCAGCCUCGGACCGCGCGUCCGACUCCCGCCGGACGUCUCUGGUGGAGCCCGAGGUGACCCCCUCCUCCCCAGCCAUGCGCCUGGCUCGUGGGCUGGGCGUCUGGUUCCCUGGCAGCUCUGCGCCCCCUGGGCUGCUAGUAACCCCGGAGCCCCAGGCCUCACCCUCGCCCCUGCCCCUGACCUUAGACCUGCCCUCGCCAGUGACACCCCCUUCCGACGAGGCGGCUGCGGCCGCGGUGUCCACACCACCCCCGCCCCCCUUGGCGACCCUGCUGCCCGCGCCGUCUAAGUGGCGAAAACCCACGGGCACCCCGGUACCCCGGAUCCGCGGUCUUCUGGAGGCAAGCCAUCGCGGCCAGGGCGAUCCUCCGAGCCUGCGGCCCCUGCCGCCGCCGCCGCCCCGACAGCUGGCCCCAGAGGAUCCGCAGCCAGUCCCGAGGGCUCCAUCCCCAAUUCCGCAGCCCUUCGAGCUGCGGGAGCCGCGCAAGCCGCCACCGCCCCCCGACCGGCAGCUCCCGGACCGCAGAGCCGCUCCCGCUCUGGCCGCGCCAUCCAGGGGCCCGGCGCAGAGCCCGAGCGCGCAGGGCAGCGAAGGCGCGGCGGCCGGCGGGGGGCGUCGAGGGCCGCUUCCCACCGUGAUCGAGGGCGAAACGGCGCGGCCCGCGGCCCCGGAGUCGGGCCUCAACCUGCUGUGCAAAGUCACCUUCAAGUCGGGGCCCCCGCUUCCCCCUGCGACCACUGCGAGCUGCUCAGCGCCCAAAACCUCGCUCGCCGCGGGCGCAGGCCCCUGCCCCGCCAACCCCAGCGCUGUCUCUUACGCCGAGGCCCUGAAGCAGGGGCCCCUGGUUCCGGGGGCCUCCCGCUCCCCUGCAGAGACUCCUCGGGGGACCCCGGAAGCUGAGGGAGGCGACGGAGACGGCGAGGGCAGUGCCGGGGCGCCCCCGGCGCCCGCGUCCCACGCCCGCACCCUCCCGCCGCCGCCCUACACCACCUUCCCCGGCUCCAGGCCCAAGUUUGACUGGGUGAGCCCUCCAGAUGGCCCCGAACGCCACUUCCGCUUCAACGGGGCUGGCAGAGGCAUGGGGGCGCCCAGACGGCGAGCGGCCGCGCUCUCAGGGCCCUGGGGGUCCCCGCCGCCUCUGCCCGGGCGGACGCUCCCGGCCCCGGGGCCCCGAAGGCCCUCGCCCGCCCUGCUGGCGCCGCCCAUGUUCAUCUUCCCGGCGCCGGUCAACGGGGAGCCCAUGCGCCCCGCGCCUCCGGGCCCGCAGGCACCGCCGCCGCCGCCGCCGCCGCCCCCGCCCGCACCGCCGCCCGAACCACCGCCGGCUCUGCAGCCGCCAGCGCCCGGCCCCGCACCGCCGCCAGCCGCGCCCGCGCCCGUCCCGGGCCACCUGGAGUCAGCCCCAGCUCCCGCCUCGCCUCCGGCUCUGCCCCCAGACUCGCCGGCUGACCAGCCCCCGGCUCCAGCCCCGCCCCGGCCCCCCACCCCGGGCCUGGCCCUGGCUCCCACCCCAUCACCGGCCCCGGUCCCAUCGCCGGCCCCGGCCCUGGCCCCGGCGCCAUCCCCAGCUCCAAUUCCAGCGCCCAUCGUAGCUGAGCCGCCGCUGCCCACGCCCGCUCCCGCCAAGACCCGCACACGCAGGAGCAAGGCUUCCCGCGCAGCCCGCGGCGCGACCCGCGAGGACGGAGCGCGAACUGCAGCCGCCGAUGGGCCUGCGGCGGGGGCCGCAUCCUCGGGCGGGGCGCACCACUGGCCGCCCUUCCAGGUGCUCAGCUCCUGUCCCUGCAAGUGUUACUGUCGCCAUCAGUCGCGUCAUCGCCGCCUGCCUCGCAACGUGUCUGCCUGGCUGAGCACGCCCACCAACCAUCUGAGUGAGCCGCCCUGGGUCGCCACCAUCAAGCUGGCAGGCUCCCUGGUAGCAGGGCUGGAGCAUUAUGACUUGCAGGCCACCCAUUCCAACUGAGUGCAGCUGAGUUGAUGCCGUCUCCCCCUCCUUGGCAAUAAAAUAACACCCAGAAGCCUG